CUGGAGCAAAGGCAGCCCCACCAAUGGAUGCCCCUUCCUGCCCUGUUUCUUCCAGGAGCGGAAAGUGGCCCCUUGGCUUCCGUAGGCGCUGCAGCGGCGCCUCCUUCCUCCUGCGAUCUGGCCUUGGUAACGGCACCAGUUAGGGCCAUCUUUACCUCAAGGCAAAAAUUGGGAGGCGGGAAAAGCGAUCCUCUUGCAGGAAGAGAAGGAGCGCCAAUCCAAGAUGGGCAAGAAGGAUUCAGCUGGCCCCAAAGAAGGAAGAGGCCGCCUCAAUGCCAUCAGGAAUGGGAGCAGUGGGGGAUCCUGGGAAAGAACGGUGGUGCAGAAGACCCCGGGCGAGGACACAAGUAGCUCAGUUGUAUGGCGCCAACGCUUCCGGCGGUUCCGCUACCAGAGUGACAAGGGGCCCAGAGAGGUUUGCAGCCAGCUCCACCAUCUUUGCCGCCUAUGGCUGAAGCCAGAGCAGCGCACAAAGAGUCAGAUCCUGGACUUGGUGAUCCUGGAGCAGUUCCUGACCAUCCUUCCAGCGGAGAUGGAGCGCUGGGUCAGGGAAUGUGGAGCCGAGACCAGUUCCCAGGCAGUGGCCCUGGCAGAAGGUUUUCUCCUCAGUCAAGCAGAGAAGAAGCAGGAAGAGCAGCAGGAGCUGGAACUGUUUGCAGAAGUGAGCUCUGGUUUCCCCAAGACAGAGGAGGCUCCAUCAGACAUCAGACGCAGUUCAUCAGGAACAGGGGUCAUGCAGGAGACCAACAGAGGUAAUGGAAUGGUGCCAGAAAAACAUGCUCAGCCAUCUCGACUUUGUGGUAGAUGGGAAAUGGCUUCUGUGCGACAGCUCUAG
Messenger RNA from Lacerta agilis (Sand lizard), 835 nucleotides. Its product is annotated as zinc finger protein 24-like. NCBI's taxonomy places the organism in Eukaryota, Metazoa, Chordata, Lepidosauria, Squamata, Lacertidae. The record is from RefSeq and is a predicted model, not a curated record. Bases 224 to 835 code for a protein of 203 amino acids. The transcript has 5 exons.